CCCGGUUUGUUUGCCAAAUUAAACCGGGAUAUUAAAAAACAACUGAUAAAAUAGAACCGACAUUCAUUCUAGAAUCUAGACUCUCGACUCUGCCUCCAUCCGCCGCCUUGAGUUCUAAUCCUUCAUGUCCUCUUGUCUUCUUCCUCCAGAGUGAAAAGCCUCUGACUUUCCUCUCUACCUUCAUCUGGACUUUUGGCUUAGCGUUUGUGUGAUGGAUCGUCUCAGCAGUCUACCAGACGAGCUUCUCUAUCACAUCCUCUCCCUCCUCCCCACAAAGUCCGCCGUUGUGACUUCUUCCCUCUCAAAGAGAUGGCUCAACCUCUGGAAACUCAAUCCCAACCUCGACAUCGACGACUCCGUCUUCAUCCAUCCCCAAGACGGCAAAGGAGAGAGGCAACACAUUCGUCAGAGCUUCGUCCGUUUCGUGGACAGCGUGCUCGCUAUGCAGGGCGACUCUCCCAUCAACACCUUCUCCCUAAAAUGCAUCACCGGCAUCCAUCCGGACACCGUCAACCGUUGGAUAUGCAACGUCCUGCAACGCGGCGUUUCGGAACUGAGCCUCUUCACUGAUUUCACUUGCGAGGAUACCGAAGAGGAUAGCUACCAGUUGCCUAGAGAGUUGUUCCUUAGUCGCACGCUCGUUAAACUGAAGCUAAGAAGCGAGCAUUGCGUUGAUUGGUGGUGGCCGGGCGGAAUCUGGAGUGAUUCUUUAGCCUUAGGUAUGCUUAAGAGUCUUAGCAUUGACUCUGACUUGAUUUUCUGCGGCGAGGUUGAAGAGUUUAUUCCUUCUUUCACUGCGCUUGAGGAGCUACGGAUGGGUAGCAUGGAGUGGAGAGAGUCGGAUGUGACCGUGUCGAGUUCGACCCUGAGGACGCUGAGUCUCCACGGCACGGGCUGUGAAGAGUUUGUGAAUCCGACUAGUGUUUCUUUUGAUACUCCGAACCUGCGUGUGUUAAGCUACUAUGACUUGGUUGCGGAAGACUAUCCGUUAGUCAAUAUGAAGAAGUUGUGUGAUGCUACGAUCAAUCUUAUACUAACUGAUAAACAGGUUAAGCGACUAAGAGAGCCAGACAAUGAGUUGUUGUUAGAGGAGGAGGAUGAUGAUGAGGGUAAUGUUUUUGUCAACUUUGGUAAUGUGGUGAAGCUCAUGAAUGGGAUACAGAAUGUUCAGAAGCUUUCCUUCACUGCUGAUACUCUCGAGGUGCUUUCUCAAUGCUGUGAUACAAUGCCAGUGUUCAACAACCUCAAGUUCUUAGGCAUUACGAGUGAAGAGGGUCGAGGAUGGCAAGCAAUGCCAGCUCUUCUUAAGAACUGUCCGCGUCUAGAAACUAUAAUCCUUGAGGGUCUGUUACAUUACGAAACUGAUAAGUGUGGGGAUGCUUGUCCCUGCAUAUCUCGGGAAGGCAGAGGUCGUUCACUCAGGGCUUGUCCGGUGAAUAGGUUGGAGAUUCAGGGGUUUCGAGCAACGAUGAAAGAGAUGACCAUGAUAAAGCAUUUCUUGGACUAUUUUCCAGGUUUGAAGAGGCUUGACGUCGUCAUUGAAGACAACGAGCCUACGCAGCUCAGAAACCCGGAGUUGUCUAAAUGUGUCAAGGAGAUGUUCAAUCUCUACAGCAGGCUGUUUCCGAGUUGCAGCGUCGAGCUCAUGGUGAGUGGUUUCUUGCAAAAGAAGUGGCGUGCACAAGGACAUAUCUGAAAAGAACGAAAACUUCGCUUGCUCUUAGUUUUGCGUUUAUUAGACUUCUGCCUCUUUAGUUGGCUUUGUAAACUGUUUGCAAACCAAACCAAUGGCUAAACCGAAUCUGCUUCCAUUGUUUUGCUCUAUCAUCGUCUUUGCCUUUGA
This is a messenger RNA of Brassica oleracea var. oleracea, 1843 nucleotides long. Its product is annotated as F-box/LRR-repeat protein At3g58930-like. The coding region runs from base 212 to 1696 and encodes 494 amino acids. Gene Ontology annotation, molecular function: protein binding. Lineage: Eukaryota; Viridiplantae; Streptophyta; Magnoliopsida; Brassicales; Brassicaceae. The transcript has 4 exons. The record is from RefSeq and is a predicted model, not a curated record.